Messenger RNA from Dictyostelium discoideum AX4, 1278 nucleotides. It is a transcript of the gene pde7, whose product is annotated as cAMP phosphodiesterase. Lineage: Eukaryota; Evosea; Eumycetozoa; Dictyosteliales; Dictyosteliaceae. Gene Ontology annotation, molecular function: 3',5'-cyclic-AMP phosphodiesterase activity; 3',5'-cyclic-GMP phosphodiesterase activity; phosphoric diester hydrolase activity. The record is from RefSeq and is a predicted model, not a curated record. The coding region runs from base 1 to 1278 and encodes 425 amino acids. The transcript has a single exon. Gene Ontology annotation, biological process: cAMP catabolic process. Gene Ontology annotation, cellular component: cell surface; extracellular region.
AUGAAAUAUUUAAUUUUAAUUUUAAUAUUUUUUAUUGAAAUUAAUAAUGGAUCAAGACUUAUAAAUUCUGGUAAUUUAUUUAGUGAAUUAAAAGAUUAUUACAUUCCAGAGAAUUUAAAUUAUUAUAGUGGUGGAUAUUCAGAACAACAUUGUAAAGACUCAUCAUAUAUAACGAUACCAUUGGGAGUUACUGGUGGAUUAGAUGAGGGUAGUUUAUCAUCAUUUUUAUUAACAAAAAAAGGGUCAUCCUUGUUUAUUGGAUUAGAUGCUGGUACAGUUUGGCAAGGAGUUAGGAGAUUAACAAUGCUUCAAGAUUUUAAUUCCGUUUUUAAUAUUACUUAUCCACCUUGGGCAACAUUACCAGAACAAAGAGCUACUUGGUUUAUUAAAAAUCAUAUUCAAGGUUAUUUGAUUGGUCAUAGUCAUUUGGAUCAUGUUGGAGGUUUAAUUGUUGAAUCUGCCGAAGACCAAUUAUCUCCAAAGAAAAAUGAACUUGAAGUUAGUCAACCAGAGAUUUAUAGAGGUUGUAUUGAAAUGAUUCAUAAAAUGGGCUAUGUCUCUGAUUUUCCAAAUAUUACUUCCAUUCCAGAUCAAAAGAAACCAAUCAUUGGUAUUAAUGAAACUUUAUACUCUAUGGCUACUGAUUUAUUUAAUGGCUUUGUUUGGCCAUCCUUACCAAAUUAUGGUCGUUAUUCCUAUUAUUAUUUAGGAAAUGGUAAUCAAUAUUCUUUUAAAGAUUUAACACCAUAUGCAAAUAAAUAUGUUACAAAAGUUCAAAAUGAUUUUCCAUUCAAUCAUUUGGUAAAAUCUUUUGAAAUUUGCCAUGAUUCUCUUACCUCAACUGCUUUCAUUUUAACUGAUUCUCAAAGUGGUGAACAAAUUGUUUUCUUUUCUGAUACUGGUAUCUCAACAACCAAAUGUGACUGGGAAUUUAAAAUUUUACAAGUUUGGAGAAAUAUUAAAAUCGAUAAAUUAAAAGCUGUUUAUAUUGAAUCCUCUUUCACAAAUGAAGUUGCUGAUAAUGUAUUAUUUGGUCAUUUACGUCCAAAAGAUAUUAUGAAAUUAAUGGAUUCAUUACUAGAGAAUUCAAUUCAAACUUCACCACCAAAAACAAAUUUAAAACAUGUUAAACUAAUUAUUGAACAUAUUAAACCACAAGUAGGUAUGAAUCAAUAUUAUUUAACUUCUCAACGUAUGGUUUAUCAACAAUUACAAGAAAUAAAUAAUCAUGGAGUUAAAGUUAUAAUUCCAAACCAAGGUGUACCAAUUUGUUUAUAA